AUGACACUAGAAGUUUUAACGGUGGAUUGGGCGAUGUUGGUCACUCUUGGAGGACACUGGCGAGAGCGUGGAUGCCAGCUACCUUCCUUCAAUCGUCUGGCAAAACUCCGUUUGUACAGCCCAGAGGAGAUCAUUCACUGGGAAGUGAACGAUGGUGUCGACACUAGGCUCAAGUGGAGGAUGGGUGUCGAGACGUUGCUCGACAAGACUCAUACUACCUUGCAGGAUCUGGACGUAUCUGAUGUCCAGGAAACCCCGGAACUGGCGUGGGUUUCUAUGUCUCGUCUCAGUUUCCCAUGCCUUCGGCGCCUGAAGGUCGACGGUCUCUACAUCGACCUUGAAUCGCUUGCAGCCGGCAUAUCACAGAUACCAGAACUGGAGCAGCUUGCGAUAGCCAAUGCCGGAAUUUUCGCACGGUGCGAGCGAGAAUGGAGGCCGGUCUUUGACGCUCUUCGCGACCAUCAACCUCGAAAGAAGCACAUCUCCUUUUGGGGAAUCCAACGCGUGGACGACACGGGCUGUUGGGGCAUAAAUAUUAUUGCGGACGAACUCAGAGGCGAUUAUCCCGAAGAGGAAAGCUGUUCAUAUCCUGAAAGUAUGGGAAACAGUCUACAGCGCUAUCUUACCGAAAGAGGGGAGUGGGACGGCCCUUUAGAAGAGUGGUUUACUGAAGACCCAGCAUAA
Molecule: messenger RNA, 684 nt
Organism: Cladophialophora carrionii CBS 160.54
Lineage: Eukaryota; Fungi; Ascomycota; Eurotiomycetes; Chaetothyriales; Herpotrichiellaceae
Exons: 1
Coding region: 1-684 (227 amino acids)
Source: RefSeq, a predicted model, not a curated record